UUUAUUCAUACAUUUUUCACAUUAUUGAUAGUAUUGUUAUAAAAAUUUCUGCAAAUUGCUAGCAAAAUGAUUAUAACUGACAUAGCCAAUAACUAUGCCUUUAUUGAAUUGCUGGCUUUUUUUUUAUUUCAGGGAACCAAGAGUUGAACCAUUUAACAUGAAUAAGGUAAAUGAGAGCAUCCCAUGGGAAUUUAUCCUGUUAGGUUUCUCAGAUCUACCGUGGCUAGAGUUUCCACUCUUUGUGGUGUUCCUGGUUUCCUAUAUCUUGACUAUCUUUGGCAAUCUGGCAAUAAUUCUUGUGUCACAUCUGGACUCCAAACUCCAUACUCCCAUGUAUUUCUUUCUUACCAAUCUGUCUCUCCUGGACCUUUGCUACACCACAAGUACAGUUCCACAAAUGCUGAUAAAUACAUGCAGCACCAGGAAGGUAAUUAGUUAUGGUGGCUGUGUGGCCCAACUUUUCAUUUUCCUGGCCUUGGGUUCCACUGAAUGCCUUCUCCUGGCUGUCAUGUCCUUUGAUAGAUUUGUAGCUAUUUGUCGGCCUCUCCGUUACUCAGUCAUCAUGCACCAAAGGCUCUGCCUCCAGCUAGCAGCUGCAUCCUGGAUUAGUGGCUUUAGCAACUCAGUAUUGCAGUCCACCUUGACCCUUCAGAUGCCACAGUGUGGCCACAAAGAAGUGGAUCAUUUUUUCUGUGAAGUCCCUGCUUUGCUCAAGUUGUCAUGUGUUGACACAACAGCAAAUGAGGCUGAACUAUUCUUCAUCAGUGUGCUAUUCCUUCUAAUACCCCUGACACUCAUCCUUAUAUCAUAUGCUUUCAUUGCUCAAGCAGUGCUGAGAAUACAGUCAGCUGAAGGUCGGCGGAAGGCAUUAGGGACAUGUGGCUCACACCUAAUUGUAGUGUCACUUUUUUAUGGCACUGCCAUCUAUAUGUAUCUGCAACCACCAUCCCCUGCCUCCAAGGACCGGGGAAAGAUGGUGUCCCUUUUCUAUGGAAUCAUCACACCCAUGUUGAACCCCCUUAUAUACACACUUAGAAACAAAGAUGUAAAGGGAGCUUUUAAAAGGUUGGUUGCAAGGGUCUUCUUGAUCAAAAAAAAAGAAAACGAUAGGCCUUGCUAAAGACUUGAAAUUUACUUAGCUAAAUAAUCUAAUUCUCUCCUGGUUGCUCUAUUUUUGCUACUUUUAGAACUAUUAUGGUGAUCGUCCUCAAAUAAAAUUUCAUUGACAGAGAACAUAUUUUUUUCCUACUGCCUAAAGGUAUUCAUUGCACAAGUCCCCAAAACGUGUCUUUUUAGAUUCCCAAGAUAGUAUAACCUUAAAAUCUUUAAGGUCUCAAGCUUUAUACCACGGUUUGUAUACGUCAGGAAAAGUAGACAUCUUUGAGACUAGAAUAAAUGCUAGGAACCCUUUCUCCAGAAGCAUAACAUUUUUAUACACAUACAAACAAAUUUGCACAUACAAACACACAUGUAAAAUUUUUUUCAUAUCAUUGUAGGAGGACUCACCAUCCACAGCCCUCUCCUCUUAA
This is a messenger RNA of Loxodonta africana (African savanna elephant), 1529 nucleotides long. Its product is annotated as olfactory receptor 2B6-like. Gene Ontology annotation, molecular function: olfactory receptor activity; G protein-coupled receptor activity. The record is from RefSeq and is a predicted model, not a curated record. The transcript has a single exon. Gene Ontology annotation, cellular component: plasma membrane. Bases 95 to 1120 code for a protein of 341 amino acids. Gene Ontology annotation, biological process: G protein-coupled receptor signaling pathway; detection of chemical stimulus involved in sensory perception of smell. Lineage: Eukaryota; Metazoa; Chordata; Mammalia; Proboscidea; Elephantidae.